AUGGCCUCUGCUACUUCUAUUUAUGAGUUUGAACCUUUGAAUAAAAAAGGCGAACCAACUCCUCUCGCAGAUUACAAAGGCAAAGUCCUUUUAAUCGUCAACACAGCUUCCAAAUGUGGUUUCACUCCUCAAUACGAAGGGCUCGAGAAAUUAUACAAAGACAUGAAGGAGAAACAUGGAGAUGAUUUCGUAAUCUUAGGAUUUCCAUGUAAUCAAUUUGGAGGACAAGAUCCGGGAACCGAUGAGGAAAUUCAAAGUUUCUGUCAGAUUAACUAUGGAGUUUCUUUUCCUAUCAUGAAAAAAGUCGACGUAAACGGCGACAAUGCAGCUCCACUCUUCAAAUGGCUCAAGGAGGAAAAACCAGGUCUUCUCGGUCUUCAACGCGUAAAGUGGAAUUUCGAAAAGUGGUUGGUGGGUAGAGAUGGAAAGGUUAAGCAGAGAUGGGCUAGUACUACUAAACCGGAAUCUUUGGAGAAACCUAUUUUGGAGGCUUUGAAUGAGACGAAGUCGGAACUUUGA
Sclerotinia sclerotiorum 1980 UF-70 is the source of this 519-nucleotide messenger RNA. Its product is annotated as glutathione peroxidase. The record is from RefSeq and is a predicted model, not a curated record. Lineage: Eukaryota; Fungi; Ascomycota; Leotiomycetes; Helotiales; Sclerotiniaceae. Bases 1 to 519 code for a protein of 172 amino acids. The transcript is spliced from 3 exons. Gene Ontology annotation, molecular function: glutathione peroxidase activity. Gene Ontology annotation, biological process: response to oxidative stress.